AUGGCCCGCUUCUAUGGUUCGUGGGCACAGGGUGAGACUCGUAACAUACUGCGCGAAUUCGUUAGUGGUGGCACACUCACGGACUUUUUCGAACGAACCGAGCCGCCGACGACCAAGGCCGAUAUUCUGGAGUUUUGGAAAAACUUUAUACAAUUCAUCAAGCCAAUAGCAUGUAUACAUCACUUUCCUAAUCCGCACAACCAUCAUUCAUACAAAGUGGGGCUACACAACGAUAUCAAACCGGAUAACAUCCUCGUAUCGGAGCGGAACGGGAAUAGCCCGUAUAGUGUCUCCUUCAAACUCGCAGAUCUUGGUCUCGCCGGGUUUGUGGUGGCUGAUGACUCAGACGAGACUCAACUGCGCGAUGUCCACGGUACGAAGAUGUACAGUGCGCCCGAAUACUUUCGUGGCGAGACAGACAGGUCCAAGCAACAAAGCAUCAAGCAAGCCCGUCCGGCUAAGGAUAUUUGGGCCUUAGCUUGUGUGAUCAGUGAAGCCGCGGCCAAUGUACCUUCCGGUCGGACGGCCCGUCCUUCGGCUUCUGUCACCAGGGUCCUGAACUACAUAACUAGGAAGAAGUUGGAUAAGAGCACGGUCUUGCAGGGCGAAGAAUGGCUGAACAAAUUACAUGGUAGAGAUCAGAUCUUCCUCAUCGACGACUCAGAAUCUAUGCGACAACACUGGGAUGACGUCAAAAGUACCUUCGAGGCUCUAGCGUACCUCGUCAAGGCCAUGGAUCCAGAUGGUAUCGAGUUACGAUUCGCCAACAGUCGGAGAUAUGACAGCCGUGGGAAGGAUCGCAAGGCACUCCUCAGGAAUUUCGAGAAAGUCAAGCCCAGUGGCCAAAGCCAAAUGGGUAUUGCGCUCAGCAAUAUUCUCCCAGACUACUACCACAAACCGCACCAAAGCCAAGCCAGCAAGCGGUCAUCCUGGUCUCCACGAGUAGAAGAAAAGCCUGCAGUUAACAUUUACAUCCUCACCGACGGUGUAUGGUCGCCAGGUCAUCAUUGCCUUUCAACCAUCAAAAACCACGUUACAAACCUAGUCAAUCACCUGGUUGCGACCGGAAGGCUUCAACACGUCGGUAUCCAGUUCAUCCGCUUUGGAAACGACGAGACUGGUAAAGAGCGCCUGAAUAUCCUCGACAACGAUGAAUUGAAGCAUUACAAAGUUCCUAUAGAUAUCGUCGACACGGAGCCGUCUACUGGCAAUAUCUUCAAAAUGCUACUUGCAAGCACUGAUCCUUCCUGGGAUAACGAGCCUAGCGGCUGA
Alternaria infectoria is the source of this 1272-nucleotide messenger RNA. RefSeq lists its product as uncharacterized. The record is from RefSeq and is a predicted model, not a curated record. Gene Ontology annotation, molecular function: ATP binding; protein kinase activity. The coding region runs from base 1 to 1272 and encodes 423 amino acids. The transcript is spliced from 5 exons. Gene Ontology annotation, biological process: protein phosphorylation. NCBI's taxonomy places the organism in Eukaryota, Fungi, Ascomycota, Dothideomycetes, Pleosporales, Pleosporaceae.